Messenger RNA from Staurois parvus, 486 nucleotides. NCBI's taxonomy places the organism in Eukaryota, Metazoa, Chordata, Amphibia, Anura, Ranidae. The record is from the annotation of a GenBank genome assembly.
CACCGGGCAGGACUCCGGGCAGCGGCACACCGGGCUGGACUCCGGGCAGAGGCACCAGGCGAAGCAGCAGGCAGCGGGCCACCAGGCGGAGCAGCAGGCGCCGGACCCCCAGGUGGAGCGACAGGUCUCGGGCCCUCAGGCGGAGCGGCAGGCACCGGGCCCCCGGGCGGAGCAGCAGGCACCGGGCCCCCGGGCGGAGCAGCAGGCACCGGGCCCCCGGGCGGAGCAGCAGGCAGCGGGCCCCCAGGCGGGGCGACAGGCACCGGGCCCCCAGGCGGGGCGACAGGCACCAGGCCCCAGGCGGGGCGACAGGCACCGGGCCCCCAGGCGGGGCGACAGGCACCGGGCCCCCAGGCGGGGCGACAGGCACCGUGCCCCCAGGCGGGGCGACAGGCAUCGUGCCCCCAGGCGGAGCGGCGGGCGCCGGACCCCCAGGCGGAGCGACAGGUCUCGGGCCCUCAGGCGGAGCGGCGGGCGCCGGACCCC